Molecule: messenger RNA, 1751 nt
Organism: Corylus avellana
Lineage: Eukaryota; Viridiplantae; Streptophyta; Magnoliopsida; Fagales; Betulaceae
Source: RefSeq, a predicted model, not a curated record
UAUUAUAAAGCGUCCAUUACACGUACAUGCGCGCAGUGAAAGGGCUACGUACGUCUCCUGCAACCUCACACCCAUAGUAUUAAACCCCGAAAUCCACAUGGGAAGCAAUUUUGAAGAAGAAGAAGGCAACCAUGUUGCCAGAAAUUGGGAGGUCAACAAGGAGCAGCUGGCCGACAUUAAGGAGGAAAUCGAGAGAUGCAUAAAGGGGUUACAAAGCAAUAUUGCCGCCAGGAGCAGUUGUUGCAUCUACAAAGUCCCCUUGAAGUUGAAGGAGAACAAUGGCAAGAACUGGUAUAGCCCCCGCAUCGUCUCCAUCGGGCCCCACCACUACGAUGGGAGAGACCUUAACGGUGAUUACAAGUAUCAGUGCCUCGGCUCCUUUCUGUCAAGGACCAAAGCCAAAGGAAUAGGCUUAGAGCACUACAUGCAAAAGCUGUACCCGCAUGAAACAAAAGCUAGACAGUGUUAUUCUCCACAACCACAUAUCAAUCACAUCUCCACCGAUGGGUUCCUCGAAAUGAUGGUUGUUGAUGGUUCUUUUAUAUUAGAAUUGUUUUACAAUUUUCAUGAUCUGAGAUUGCUCGAGAUUAGCGACCCUCUUGCACACCUGAAGUGGAGAUUACCGUAUUUCUACGUGGACUUGCUCCUCCUUGAGAAUCAAAUCCCUUUUUUUGUUCUGCAACAGUUGUUUGAUAUUUCUUAUAAGAUGCCCGACGGUCCGUCCUUGACCUUGCUUGCUUUACGAUUCUUUAACAACGUUAUGAGAAGACCCAGCGAAGUCAUAGAGAGGUACGCCAAUUCCGAAAAUCCUCCGCCCUUGCAUUUGCUGGACUUGGUCCGAUCUAGUUUAAUCCCAAACCAUCCAACGCCACCACUGAAAGACGCUGACACACAUAUCCAAUUUAUUCCCUGCAUCUCGAAUCUUCGCCGUUCAGGGAUUAGGGUCCGACCGGGCAAGGCGGACAGCUUCUUGGAGGUAAAAUUUAAGAACGGUGUGGUUGAGAUGCCCAGUAUAACCGUCAACGUAUUCAAGAGAUCUCUCUUGCUGAACUGUGUGGCAUUCGAGGAGUGCCACGAGAGCAUCUCCAUACGCGAAAACGAGAGCAGCACCCAGCGCGCUAUAAACAACUCCAAGGUCGUCACAGUUUACGCCACUUUUUUGGACUGCCUUGUGAACACCACCGAAGACGUCCAGUACCUUCGCGAGCGCAACGUCAUUGAAAAUGUCAUUGACAAUGACCCUGCGGACGACGACAAUGUUGCGCUCUUCAUCAACAAUUUGUGCAAGGGCCUGAACUUUGAUAAGAGUCACUUUUAUUUGGACAAGGUUUUCAAGGAUGUGGACGAUUAUCAUCGGAAUGUCUGCAAUGUUCAUUGCGCGAGCUUCAGGCAUAAGUAUUUGAACUCGCCGUGGUCGUGCAUCUCGGUCUUGGCUGCCACUGUGCUCUUACUGCUUACCAUUGCACAGACCUACUACGCUGUCAUCGGCUAUGUGCAUCCCAAAAAAUAAACCUUCUGGUUUACGCAUCCCAAAUAUUAAUUGGCGAUUAUUUUAAGAGGGUUAUGAAUGUAAAAGAUUUUCCGCUUUGUUGUAUCACUUUAUGGAUUCCUGUUAGAAAUAAUGCAAAUGUGUUUCUAUUUCUUAGAAGAGUCCAUGUAUUGAGCAUUAUCGAUCUGCUUGUUAGUUUAUUCAACUUCACGUUGAGUCCUUUAGUUUAAGAGUUUUAGUUGCAUAAUGGUAGUUCGUAUUG